This is a messenger RNA of Papaver somniferum (opium poppy), 1773 nucleotides long. RefSeq names its product reticuline oxidase. Gene Ontology annotation, molecular function: FAD binding; oxidoreductase activity. The transcript has a single exon. The coding region runs from base 42 to 1649 and encodes 535 amino acids. Lineage: Eukaryota; Viridiplantae; Streptophyta; Magnoliopsida; Ranunculales; Papaveraceae. The record is from RefSeq and is a predicted model, not a curated record.
UGAGCACCAUUUCUUUCUAUUUUUGACGUACUUCUCCAACAAUGAUGUGCAGAAGCUUAACAUUACGUUUCUUCUUAUUCAUUGUUUUAUUACAAACAUGCGUACGAGGUGGUGAUGUUAAUGAUAAUCUCCUCUCGUCAUGUUUAAACUCCCAUGGUGUUCACAACUUCACCACGCUAUCAACCGAUACAAAUUCCGACUACUUCAAACUGCUGCAUGCAUCCAUGCAGAACCCGUUGUUCGCGAAGCCUACGGUAUCGAAACCGUCGUUUAUUGUAAUGCCCGGCAGCAAAGAAGAAUUAUCGAGCACCGUUCAUUGUUGUACAAGAGAAUCAUGGACUAUUCGACUGCGGAGCGGCGGUCAUAGUUAUGAAGGGUUGUCUUAUACUGCUGAUACACCUUUUGUGAUUGUUGAUAUGAUGAACUUGAAUCGAAUUUCCAUUGAUGUCUUGUCGGAAACAGCUUGGGUUGAAUCUGGGGCAACACUUGGAGAACUCUAUUAUGCGAUUGCGCAGUCGACGGAUACCCUGGGGUUUACUGCUGGUUGGUGUCCGACUGUUGGUAGCGGAGGACAUAUAAGCGGUGGUGGUUUUGGUAUGAUGUCGAGGAAGUACGGAUUAGCUGCGGAUAAUGUCGUGGACGCGAUUCUUAUAGAUAGCAAUGGAGCGAUUCUUGACCGUGAAAAAAUGGGUGACGAUGUUUUUUGGGCUAUUCGUGGUGGCGGCGGAGGUGUUUGGGGUGCAAUUUACGCGUGGAAAAUCAAACUAUUGCCAGUUCCGGAGAAGCUGACCGUUUUUCGUGUGACAAAGAAUGUAGGAAUCGAAGACGCUUCAUCUUUACUUCACAAAUGGCAAUAUGUUGCAGAUGAAUUAGACGAGGAUUUUACGGUAUCCGUGCUUGGGGGAGUAAACGGAAAUGAUGCCUGGUUAAUGUUCUUAGGCUUACACUUGGGACGUAAAGAUGCUGCGAAAACUAUAAUCGAUGAAAAAUUCCCUGAACUGGGGUUAGUAGAUAAAGAGUUUCAAGAAAUGAGUUGGGGUGAAUCCAUGGCUUUCUUAUCAGGAUUAGAUACAAUCUCUGAACUAAACAACAGGUUCUUGAAAUUUGAUGAAAGAGCUUUUAAGACUAAAGUUGAUUUUACUAAAGUAUCAGUACCCCUAAACGUGUUUAGACAUGCAUUAGAGAUGUUAUCAGAACAGCCCGGUGGGUUUAUAGCUCUAAAUGGUUUCGGAGGGAAAAUGAGUGAAAUUAGCACUGAUUUUACCCCGUUUCCUCAUCGGAAAGGCACUAAAUUGAUGUUCGAAUAUAUAAUCGCUUGGAACCAAGAUGAAGAAUCGAAAAUCGGCGAGUUUAGCGAAUGGUUAGCGAAGUUUUACGAUUAUUUGGAACCGUUCGUGUCGAAAGAACCAAGGGUUGGUUAUGUUAAUCAUAUUGAUCUUGAUAUUGGAGGGAUAGAUUGGAGAAAUAAAAGUAGUACUACCAAUGCUGUUGAGAUAGCUAGAAAUUGGGGUGAAAGAUAUUUUUCAUCGAAUUAUGAACGUUUGGUUAAGGCUAAGACAUUGAUUGAUCCAAAUAAUGUGUUUAACCAUCCACAGAGUAUACCUCCAAUGAUGAAAUUUGAGGAAAUUUACAUGUUGAAGGAAUUGUAGUACUAGGUUUAUUUAGAAAUUUACUUCUUUUUAUUUUCAUAUUUUGUAUUCCUUCCGUUACUUUUUAAUAAGCCAGUUUCUCUUUUGAGAAAAAUUAAGGAAAUUAAGAGAAUUAAUUAUUGAA